AUGGAGGACCAAGACGUAGACGUCGCACAGGACGCACCGGAACGGCGAGAACAAAUGCAGGAAACAGACGAGGCGGAACAGGCGCAUCAAACGAAGCAAACUGUGGAAACAGAUGAAACAGAAGAGGAGCGAGCUCAGGAAGGCGACGCAGUGCCGCGAGGACAGAGUUCUCCGUUCAUGUAUGCGUGCAGACUCUGCCGACGUGUCUUGUUCGCCGAUCAGCAUAUCCUUCCCCACGCCAAGAUGGAAAAGCGCAUCUCGGCGGUGGGACCGCCCCCGGCAAAGCAGCGUUCCUGCAACAUGUAUUUCGUGGAGCCGAUGGCCUGGAUGGGAGACGUUCAAGGGGAAUUGACUGGAAAGCUCUGCAAAGCAAAGUUAGGCGCGUGGAGCUGGAUCGGCCUUCCGUGCAACUGCGGCCAGUGGCGGAGUCCAGCUUUUCAGAUUCAGCUUCGCCGAGUAGACAAUCUUCCUCGUGGAGCCGAGGCUGACACUCUGGAAAUCCAAGACAUUUUGUGA
This is a messenger RNA of Neospora caninum, 516 nucleotides long. RefSeq lists its product as hypothetical. The transcript has 5 exons. Lineage: Eukaryota; Apicomplexa; Conoidasida; Eucoccidiorida; Sarcocystidae. Bases 1 to 516 code for a protein of 171 amino acids. Gene Ontology annotation, biological process: protein dephosphorylation. The record is from RefSeq and is a predicted model, not a curated record. Gene Ontology annotation, molecular function: protein tyrosine/serine/threonine phosphatase activity.